Molecule: messenger RNA, 699 nt
Organism: Cyphellophora europaea CBS 101466
Lineage: Eukaryota; Fungi; Ascomycota; Eurotiomycetes; Chaetothyriales; Cyphellophoraceae
Exons: 3
Coding region: 1-699 (232 amino acids)
Source: RefSeq, a predicted model, not a curated record
AUGCACACAACGCCCACCGCCCUCCUCCUCACCCUCCUCCCCCUCGCUAGCGCCCACUUCCAUCUCCAUUUCCCCGCCGCCCGUGGCGACGACGAUACUAACCAGGCCACUUUCCCUUGCGGCGGAUAUGACACCGUCGGCGUGCGCACCCCCGUCUCCCUUUCCGCCGGAAUCCCGCUGUCCAUGGAGCUCGGCCACACCGAGAAUCUCAUCAGCGUAUUCCUAGCCGUUGGCAACGAGCCCGGCGAGGCCUUCAACGUCGAGCUGUUGCCCACCAUCGAGGAAAUGGGUCCCGGCGACUUUUGCUGGCAGGCUGUUCCUCUGCCGGCCAACCUGACUCUGGAGGAAGGCACGAACGCCACUGUGCAGGUCAUCACCAACGCUCAUGAUGGGGGUGGGUUGUACAACUGCGCAGACAUCACCUUCUCCGCCGAGGCCGAAUCCCCAGAGAGCUGCACGAACGGCACGGGCAUCACCGCCGAGUUCCUGACAGGCGACGACUACGUGAUGGCCAACGCCUCCGCCAGCCACGGCGACCACGGCUCCGAGGGCGCGGAGUCGAGCUCUUCGGCGUCGGGCACCGCAUCCAGCACGGCGGCCGAGGCCAGCGCCACCGAGUCGUCGGGUGCGGGCAUGCUUGUUGCCGCCGGCUGGUCCGUCCUGGGCGCUGGUUUUCUGGGUGCUGUUGCUAUGAUGUGA